Molecule: messenger RNA, 1549 nt
Organism: Gadus morhua (Atlantic cod)
Lineage: Eukaryota; Metazoa; Chordata; Actinopteri; Gadiformes; Gadidae
Product: 2'-5'-oligoadenylate synthase-like protein 1
Exons: 2
Coding region: 260-757 (165 amino acids)
Biological process (GO): ubiquitin-dependent protein catabolic process
Cellular component (GO): cytosol
Molecular function (GO): polyubiquitin modification-dependent protein binding
Source: RefSeq, a predicted model, not a curated record
AACCGGUUGAUAUGGAAACGUGACGUCACACUUUAGUACUCUAUUAAUAGGCAAUACAAAUGUAUGAUUCUUGCUACAAUGUCCAAAUCGGAGAAACGAAACUGAAGGUAACCAAAGGCAUCAGGAAUAUGAAACUUAGUCGAGUCUUUGUAAACCCACAGCAUCACUGCUGCUGAUAUGGAGAAGUUAAGAUUAUCACGGAGUCGCACAGAUCCAUCAUCCUGCUCUUUAGAGACUUUAGAGGGAAAAGCCGCUCGAUAUGGACAUUACAAUCACUCUUCUUGACGGGGAGUCUCAUCCCCUCACCGUGGAUCCAGGGACCACCGUGGGCUCGCUGAAACACCUCAUCCUUCAAAGCUUUAAACUCUCCCCGGAUAAGCUUUCGUACGACAUAGAAGGACAGAAAAUAAAUCUCAAUGACGACACGAGAUCUUUAAGUGCCUAUGGUGUGCCGGCCGGCGCCAAUAUCUUGAUGCUGCUCAAGGAGCACAGGAGUGAGCCCACCGACAUCGUUAUUAUCCUGAGAAUGGAAAACGGCCAGAUUCACAACUACACCGUCCGACCUCGGGAGACGGUGGCUGGCUUUAAGCUCAAGGUUCAACAGCGGGAAGGAUUGGCCGUGGACUUACAAAGUCUGAUGUAUGAAGGCCAUCGGUUGAACUGCGAGAGUCGUACAAUGGAGUCCUGUAAUGUGAGAGCGGGGGGCAUCAUCUUCCUAAGCAGCCGGCUGAGAGGCGGAUGGAAAGCCUCCAGCUAGACCAUUUUCAUCUUAUAUAGGCAGAAAAAGGCAUAGCCUGAAGCUUAAAUGUCGCUAUUUAUGCCACUUUUUUGUUCAAACUGUUUUAAUCAACUGAAUAACUUAUAGGCAUUGAUUCAACAAUUGUUAAAUUGUUUAAAAAAUACAAUUACAGUAAAUAGGACCAGGUGUACGAUUUCAAAUAAAGGUUGUAAUUUAAAUUCAAAGCCAAACUACGUGUUUAUAAUAUGGGAAGAAGGUAAACAAGCAGUGGGAGGUCGCUGCGUGUAGUGAAAGAGAGCCCAGAUGGAUCUGAGACUUGUAAAGGCAGUUAUGUUGCAAAGGGGUAUGGUCAAGUGGAAGGGAUUGACUAUGAAGAGACAUUUUCACCGACACCCAACAGGACCUCUGUCGAAGCAUUGAUGCAGGUGGCUGUACAAGAAGAUCUUACCCUACACCAAAUGGAUGUGAAGACUGCUUACCAUGGCUGCUUACCCCCAUGCUAUAUCCGCCAACAGCGCCAGAGAUCCGCCCACAAAGCUACUUCCGUUUUGCGUUUCUCACUUGCGUUGCAGACCGUUAAAAAAGGUAUUUCGACAGUCUGUAACGCAAGUUCGCCCGUUCCCUAACCGCCCCUGGGUGUAUGUGUACGUGUAUAUGUUAAUGAUUAUAUGGUAAUGAUUUUAUUUUCAGAGAUAAUUAGGAUUUUUUUGCUAGUAUACAAGCACUUGGAAUAGGGGGUGGCCACAGUGACCCAGGCCACGGCCCCUUUGUCCUCAUUGGCUAAUAAAAUACAUACUAAUACAAUUUGUA